CAGAAUCUCUCCUUCACCUCUAAAGGAGACCGGUGUGACUUGUCGUUUGUGGACAUUGCUUUUGCUUUGAAUUAUCUCCAGCUCACUGGAAAGGGGUUAAACCGGUGGCUUGGUGCUUAGGCUUUUUCACUGUACUGGUUCGUGAGGCACAGAUGGACAAGCAGCUGAUGCAGGAGGCAGCUCCCUGCACAGCUCACUCUGCAAGCCAGAACCCGAAGGCAUCUUGAAAUAGAAAUUCAAAAAGAAGAAGGAGGAGGAAGAGCAGGAGGAGGAGGAGGAGGAAGAGGAGUAGGAGGAGUAGGAGGAGGAGGAGAGAGACAGAGGCAGGGGGUGUUUUGAGUGCGAGCACUGGUAUGCCAGGCUCAAUACCUAGCAUGGCUGUGCAAAAGAAACAGAGUGGCAUCCCUCCAUCGCAGGGACCACUGUCUACACGUACCAUCGAGCGCCAGGGGAAGGGGAAUGGACUUGAGAGAACAGGAGAGAAUGGCUCUUAUAUCAGACAAAAUUUGCCGCCAAAGAAAACAGCUCCUUCUGUCAAUAAGUCCCCACAAAUCCUCAACGCCUUUUCUCCACGGGUCGCUGCAGUGGCUAAUGGACCUAAUGUUGACGAGAGGCUGAAGGCAGCGCGAGAAAGAAGAGAGGAGCAGGAGAAGUUAGUCGCCUCCCGGGAGCUGAGCAGGUUGGAGCGGGAGCAGCGAGCCCGGCAAUUCCAUCAACAGCAAGUGGAGGAGCGCAAGAAAAAGAUCCUAGAGCAGAGGCACAGAGAGGACAGGAGGCGCUCUGCUGUGGAGGAGAAGCGCAAGCAGAGGCUGCAGGAGGAGAAAGAGCGAUAUGAAUCUGCAGUGCGCAAGACGCUGGAAAAGAGCCAGAGGGCCCAAUACAAUAUCAGUCCAAACACAAGGGGGAGGAAGGUAACCAAUAACGUUCCACGCCGCUUACCCCUGACACCAUGGGAGAAGAACUUGGUCAGUCGCCUCGGCACUCCCACUUGCUCUUAUCUGGCCAGGAGCAAGAGUGCUGGUUGUCAGUCAGGAGAAGAAGUUGUCCAUGUUUGUCGCCGUGCAGUUUCAUUCCACUCCAUGAACACCACCACCACCUCCUCCACUCCUCACAAACCCCAGCAACACUCUGGUUCAGUCCAACAGAGGCCAUCUGCCUCCCCAAGUCCCAACAACAGAAGCCUCCAUCUGGCACAGAUUAAAACACCAAAACAGCAAGACACCAUUAAGACGCCAGAGAGUAAGAAGAACUCAAGCAGGAGCUCAAACAUCAGAUCCGUCAUCACCAGUGUGAAACCAGCCACAGUGACACAGAGCAGAAAAGCCUCACCCUCACCAGUUCGGAGUCCUCGAAGAUCAGUCAGCAGACAGUCAACCCCGCUGCAGCUCGAGCUCACAACGGUCCCCGAGGAGGCUGUUUGUCACACUGCCCUCGCUCCUGGUAACUCAAGGCCUGUCAGGACAUCAUCUGGAGGUCGGACAGAGAAAAUGAAGAGUGAAACACCAGAACCAGUGACUCCCUGUCUGAACCUGCCCAACAAAGCUCCUACAACCGCACCAGUGAGAGAUAAAAGUCCUUCCCAUAGACCACCUGAUCCAUCCACCCAGCCUUCUGAAGUCGUGAGCAGGCCCUUGGCUGGAACCACAGACCAAGAGGCCGCCUCACGUCUCCUCGCUGAAAAGAGGAGAGAGGCCAGACUACAGCGGGAGAGAGAUGAGCAGGAGCGUCUGCAGAGAGAGGAGGCAGAAAGGCGCAGUCGUGAAGAAGCGGAGCACAGGAGGGCAGAGGAGCGAGAACAACAGCAGGCCGAAGCUCAGCGUCUAAUGGAGGAGAAGAGGAGGAGGGAGGAAGAAGAGCAGCGCCGAGCCGAGGAAGAGAGAGCUCAGGCCAAGAGGGAAGCCGCCCUCCUGCAGAAACAGAGAGAGGAGGAGGAAGCCAGGGACAGGGCGAAGGCGGAGAAGCUGAAACAAGAGCGACAGAUGCUCGCACAAAAAGAAGAGGUAGACCGUCAAGAAAGAAAAAAGCGACUAGAGGAGAUCAUGCGGAGGACCAGAAGGACCGAUUCUCCAGAUACGACGUCCUCACCAGUCCGGCUCUUACCAAACGCACCCAGACCAAAGGAAAACACAGAGCCUGUGCACAAUGGCACCAUUGAACAUGUCGUCAAGUUGCCAGUGGGCACCAGGUCCACACAGCUGGGGCUAAACAAUGAGGAGGAGGGGGUACCUGUUGUGGCCUUCAAAGAACGAAGGUCUCUCCGAACGCUCACCGGCCUGGAGGAAAUCCAGACCCACCAGCGAGCAGAGGUCAUCUGAGCAUCUGCCGGAUGUUCAAAGACUUGGAGAAGCUGCGUGAUGGGAUUUCCUGCAUUACAGCCAGUUCGUGCCCCUCAACACCUUGAACGAGCAUGUGAACCUGCCUCAUUGAGGUCAUCAGCACUUGGUAUUUGGUCACUUUUCUGGGUGUACCCAGUGGCACAAUUGGAUUGGACGAGUUAGAUCAGAGUUUUAUUUAUUGCAGCAGGUUUCUGAACUAAUAAAUAUCUGAAAAACUUCACGUAGACAGCGGUGAUGAUAGCUUGCUGGCAAAUGCAGUUAGUCGUUAUGGAGAGUGUCGCCUCUGUGAAAUAAUAGGAAUAGCCACUUUAACAAUCACAACAUAUGUUAGCCAUAUGCUUUCUGCUUAUUCCUGAUAUUUCUUGAUGUCUAAGCACUUUUCCUUCCUCAGUCUCGUCGCUGUGGGAUUAGAAUAGCUUGAGUCACUGUUUCUGCGCUAAGAACACAAGAGUUAGAAUAUUUAUUGAAAGUUCCUUUCCUGCAUUAAUGCCUAUCUUACCCUUCGAUUUUGUGACAAUAUAGCAAUCACAUAUUUCAAAGCUGCUACAGACUUAGUCUCCAAAGACAUUGCUUUAGUUUUGUGAGUGAUGUUUUAGUAAAUACGAUGCACAAAGCGUUUAUUGCACUGACAGUUGCUUUGUUUGAUAUCGCGCAAAUCACUUUACAGAGCAAAGUUUGAGAUGUAAAGGUUAAGUGAGUGAGUUUAUUUAAAUAAAAGCAUAUAAAAUAUAAAAAAAUAUAUAUGAUCAUUAGUAUUUGAUAAUACAGUUUAAAUAUUGCCUAUAACUAUCACUUGUAAAUGGGAUGAGAAGUCAAGAUAUGCCAUAUUUGAUCCAAGUUGAUACUAUGCUGCGCCUCUGUCUUUGUUUGCACGGUGACUGUAACCAACAUGAAAACAAAAGUCAAAAUAAAAAGCACACUGAAAUACCUAAGGUGAA
Molecule: messenger RNA, 3274 nt
Organism: Platichthys flesus (European flounder)
Lineage: Eukaryota; Metazoa; Chordata; Actinopteri; Pleuronectiformes; Pleuronectidae
Product: ensconsin-like
Exons: 15
Coding region: 354-2315 (653 amino acids)
Biological process (GO): microtubule cytoskeleton organization
Cellular component (GO): microtubule cytoskeleton
Source: RefSeq, a predicted model, not a curated record